AUGACACGUCGUCUUAUUGUGCUCUUUGCCCUGCUUGGGUUUGCCUCGGCGGCUCAAUUUUCGGUUCCUCUUCGAAAAUCUGGAUCUUUGAGACAGAAGAUGAUAAAGGAAGGCCGUUAUUCGGAGUACUUGCUGCAAAGAAAAAGUACUGGAAGGCAGAAUUUCUUUGAUACGAUGGAUGAAUUUUACUUGGCUGAUAUUUUUUUGGGAACUCCUGACCAACACUUCCGUGUCUCUGUCGACACCGCUUCCUCAGUCGUGUGGGUUCUUGAUGCCAACUGUGACAGUGACAAUUGUCGUGGACUUGUGCAAAAUGUCCCUUUGAAACAUACUUACAAUAGCUCCGCCUCCUCAACAUUCCAAGAUUCCAACAAAACCUUUUUGUUUCCUUAUAAAGAAAUCUCUGAGGUCUAUGGAUUGCUUGGAAAGGAAAAAGUGUCCAUGGCUGGAUUCACGUUGACCAACCAAGACUUCAUUCGGGCUACAGUAGUCCCAGACUUCUACACUGAACAACCAGUUGAUGGAGUGCUUGGUCUGGGAUGGCCGGAUCAGCAAGAACUGUAA
Molecule: messenger RNA, 564 nt
Organism: Caenorhabditis remanei
Lineage: Eukaryota; Metazoa; Nematoda; Chromadorea; Rhabditida; Rhabditidae
Exons: 2
Coding region: 1-564 (187 amino acids)
Biological process (GO): proteolysis; cell death
Cellular component (GO): lysosome
Molecular function (GO): aspartic-type endopeptidase activity
Source: RefSeq, a predicted model, not a curated record